CUUCUAUGCCAAUCCCAGAUCUAACAUUUUCUUUUCUUUGUCUGAAUAUUGUCAGUACAGAUUACAGAACACCACCACCAAAGACCAUUGUUAUUUUUACAUUUGUAUAUUCAUAUAUAAAAGCUAAAACUCACACAAACAUAUAUAUAUAUAUAUAUAUUAUAGAAGAGAAAGAAAGAGAGAGAGAGCGAGAUGGGCUUGGUGGGUGGUGAGGAAAAUGGGAAUGGAGAAAGGGUGGGAGAGGUUCAUAUUGGAAGCAAAAACAAAUACAAGAGGAUGGAUUCUGAUUUCGUAGAGGAGGAUUUGGCAUUGAACAGUGAUGGCAUGGUGAUGACAAAGAAGAAUUCUAAUUCCAAGAAAUUUGUGUUUCUCUGUGCCAUCUUUGCCUCCCUCAAUUCCGUGCUUCUUGGAUAUGAUGUGGGUGUUAUGAGUGGAGCAAUUUUAUUCAUUCAGGAAGAUCUGAAGAUAUCAGAGGUGCAAGAAGAGGUUCUUGUUGGAAUUUUAAGCAUAAUUUCCUUAUUGGGUAGUUUAGCUGCCGGGAAAACGUCAGAUGCCAUUGGUAGAAAAUGGACAAUUGCAUUUGCAGCCAUAAUCUUUCAGACCGGUGCUGCUAUAAUGACUUUUGCUCCUGAUUUUCGAGUAUUGAUGAUAGGUAGGCUCUUCGCUGGAAUAGGAAUUGGCUUUGGUGUCAUGAUUGCUCCUGUAUAUAUUGUUGAGAUAUCACCUGCCAUUGCCAGAGGAUCUCUUACCUCCUUUCCUGAGAUAUUUGUAAAUUUAGGAAUCCUUCUUGGAUAUGUAUCAAACUAUGCCUUUUCAGGACUGCCCCCACAUUUAAGCUGGAGGAUCAUGAUUGGUGCCGGAAUCUUUCCCUCAAUUUUUAUGGGAUUUGCAUUGUUUGUGAUUCCUGAAUCUCCGAGGUGGCUAGUUAUGCAGAACAGGAUUGAGGAAGCAAGAGAAGUGCUGCUAAAAACCAAUGAGAGUGAAAGAGAAGUGGAAGAAAGAUUGGCAGAAAUACAGGUAGCUGCUGGGAUGGCUAAUGCUGAGAAGUAUGAAGCCAAAGCUGUGUGGCGUGAAAUAUUAUACCCUUCUCCUCCAGUCCGACGAAUGCUAAUUACUGGCUGUGGAAUCCAAUGUUUCCAACAGCUUACAGGUAUUGAUGCAACUGUUUAUUAUAGCCCUACAAUCUUCAAAGAUGCUGGAAUUAAAGGCAAUACUCAGCUUCUUGCAGCAACUGUUGCUGUUGGGUUUACCAAAACUAUGUUCAUCUUGGUUGCUACGUUUCUUAUUGACAAAGUGGGGAGAAAGCCUCUGCUUUAUGUGAGCACAAUUGGAAUGACUACUUGCUUAAUUGGUCUAAGCCUUACUCUAACUUUCAUGGGGAAAGGGAAAAUUGGGAUUGAAUUAGCAAUUUUAGCAGUUUGUGGAAAUGUAGCUUUCUUCUCAGUAGGAAUUGGCCCAAUUUGUUGGGUUAUGUCAUCUGAAAUUUUCCCUCUAAGGCUAAGAGCUCAAGCAUCUGCCCUUGGGGCAGUUGGUAGUAGAGUCAGUAGUGGUGCAGUUGCUAUGUCCUUCCUCUCAGUGUCACGUGCAAUUACAGUAGGGGGAACCUUCUUUGUUUUCGCUGUAUUUUCAGCCUUUUCUGUUGCUUUUGUCCACACAUGUGUUCCAGAAACAAAAGGGAAGACUUUGGAGCAAAUUGAAAUGAUCUUUCAAAAUGAGGGAGAAUGGAAUAGACAAGAGCUGGAAAUGGGAGAUAUACAACAGUUGGUACAAAAAGAAUGAGGGGUGGCAUGCAUGUCCGACUACUAAAGAGAGAGGUUGUAAUUCUAAAACUCAUUCAACUAGCAUGGAAUUAUUCAAGAAAUACUAUGAAAUUAGCAAGUUCACAUCAUGAGGGUUCGAUUUAAUGUUGUGGAUAAGAGUCAAGCACCGUAACAGAACUAGAAAGGGUCAAAAUUUUUUCUUAUAGAAUUACAAAAUUGUUCUUUGCCCUUGCUUGAACUUAUUAGGAGCUUGAUUUGUACAUUUGCUCCUGUAUGAUUCUUUCAUAUUGGGUCCUGUAGAGAAGUUCAGAUUGCAUUGAUUCUUCAACAAAGAAGUCUGUAUCUUAGCGUAC
Messenger RNA from Quercus robur (English oak), 2113 nucleotides. Its product is annotated as probable polyol transporter 4. Gene Ontology annotation, cellular component: membrane. Gene Ontology annotation, molecular function: carbohydrate transmembrane transporter activity. The record is from RefSeq and is a predicted model, not a curated record. The coding region runs from base 193 to 1779 and encodes 528 amino acids. Gene Ontology annotation, biological process: transmembrane transport. The transcript is spliced from 2 exons. NCBI's taxonomy places the organism in Eukaryota, Viridiplantae, Streptophyta, Magnoliopsida, Fagales, Fagaceae.